Messenger RNA from Anarrhichthys ocellatus (wolf-eel), 3591 nucleotides. RefSeq names its product RIC8 guanine nucleotide exchange factor A (gene ric8a). Gene Ontology annotation, cellular component: cytoplasm; plasma membrane. Bases 160 to 1860 code for a protein of 566 amino acids. Gene Ontology annotation, biological process: G protein-coupled receptor signaling pathway. Lineage: Eukaryota; Metazoa; Chordata; Actinopteri; Perciformes; Anarhichadidae. The record is from RefSeq and is a predicted model, not a curated record. The transcript has 14 exons. Gene Ontology annotation, molecular function: guanyl-nucleotide exchange factor activity; G-protein alpha-subunit binding.
UCGCGCUAAACCUGUCCGUUAAUCGUUGGGAUCCCGGCAUCAUGCGGUCAUCUGUGGGCGGUGACGAACUGUAGCGUGAACAUACAACCUGAGUGACCAACACACACACACACACACGCACGGAGGACUCAGGAGGAAGCUGCUGCUAUCUUAACGGCGAUGAACAUGGAUUUAAAAGGCACCAUAGAGCAGAUGGAGACGGGAGAGCAGGACGCUGCUCUAGCGGCUCUCCAGAGCUACAACAAGGAGAUGAACCACUGCUUUACGUUCAGCAAGGACGACGAGCGGGACAGAGAGCUUCUGGGUGGAUUGGUCCUCGGUUUCCUGGACAGCGAGCUGCAGCCCUCCUGUCAGCUGGCCUGUCUAGAAACGGUUCGAAUCCUGUCCAGAGACAAACACUGCCUGGAGCCCUUCAUCAGCCGCUCUGCCAUGUCCACUCUUGCCCUCUACGCCGGCAUUGCCGUGGUCAGUACUGCCACACCUGCCCGCAGCCAGCCGGUGGAAGGCCAAGUGGAAGGUGAGGAAGGAGAGGGGGAAGAGGCAGCAGAGGAAGCCUCCCGUCCUUCAGAGAACUCUGACCAGGAAUUGAUUGUUGAGUCUCUCAAGUCCAUCUCUAACAUCCUGCUACACAACGAGACAGGACAGGCAGUAGCAGCAGAUCUACAGCUGAUAAAGGGUGUGGCAGAGAGGCUGAAGCAGUGCCAUGAUCCCACCUGGAUCCAUGAGGUGCGUUUCUUUGACCUGCGCAUCACCUUCCUGCUGACUGCCCUGAGAAUGGACGUCAGGGCGCAGCUGGUUCAGGAGCUUCACGGCAUCAGUCUGCUAGGCAACCAGUUGGAUGCCACACUGGGUCUGUGUUGGCCGGAUACAUUGGAGACGGCCAGGGCAGGGUUAGAGGUGGGGGAACAACUGCCCCCACUGAGCCGGCAGCAGACAGAGCUAACCAUGGAAAUACUGAAAAUACUCUUCAAUAUCACAUUUGACACAUCCAGGUGCAAGGUCGACGAGGAAGAGGCAGCAGAGUACAGACACCUGGGAGCCCUGCUGAGACACUGUCUUAUGAGCCAUGCAGACGGAGAGGAGCGUACUGAGGAGUUCCACAGCCACACAGUUAACUUGCUAGGCAACCUCCCUCUGCCCUGUUUGGAUGUACUGUUGAUCCCUAAAGUGCAACAAGGCUCCAUUGAGUACAUGGGGGUCAACAUGGACGCUGUGAACAUGCUGCUGGAAUUCAUGGAGAAAACACUUGACCGGGGAUGUAAGCUCAGGGAAACCCUUCUCCCAUCACUGAGCCUGCUGACUGAGAGCGCCCGAAUCCACCGAGAGACCAGAAAGUUCCUCAGGUCAAAGGUGCUGCCCCCCCUGCGUGAUGUUACGAACAAGCCAGAGGUGGGCAGUGCUCUGAGGAACAAACUAGUCCGUAUUAUGACGAGCAUCGACACUGAUGUCAAGGACUGUGCUGCUGAGUUCCUCUUUGUUCUCUGCAAAGAAAGUGUCUCUAGGUUCAUUAAGUACACUGGAUACGGUAAUGCUGCUGGUCUUCUGGCUGCCAGAGGACUGCUGAGGGGGGGCAGAGACUCUGGGAUCUACUCUGAGGAUGAAGAGUCUGACACAGAGGAGUACAGAGAAGCCAAGGCCCAUAUAAACCCAAUAACAGGAGUUGUAGAAGAAGAACAGCCCAACCCCAUGGAGGGAAUGACAGAGGAGCAGAAAGAGCUGGAAGCCAUGAAGCUGGUCCACAUGUUUGACAGACUGUCAAGGAACAAUCUGAUCCAGCCCAUGCAGCUCGGUAUGGACGGGAAGAUGAGAGAGAUUUCUCCAGAGGAGCCACCUAACUCAGACAGUGAGGAAGAGGCUUAGCAGACACAUAGGCAACACAUUCACUUCCUGUGAGAGUAGAUCGAUGUCGUUAUGUUAUUUAUUCACGCCACGCGGUCCAACGCGUUGCUGUUAGUUGUUGUGAUGGAGGCGAGUUAUGGAGCAUUGUUUAGUCAAAGUGAGAACAGAGCAUAGAGUACGUUAUGUGCAAUCCUGUCAACUACUAUCAACACUGUUCAAUGAGUACCAUUAGUGUGUAGAUCUGUUUCCUUCCUCUCAGACGUUUAUCUCAGUUCACUAUAGAAACACCAGAGCGUGUAAAGGUUAACAUUCAAACAGAUAGCUACACCUCUUUACACGAGGCCAUCACAUGUGCACAAAGAGGAACAUUUCCCCCACGUUGUUCCUCAGUCAACUUAAAUAAGCAACAAUCUCCAAGAGGCUCCUUCUGAUCAUUGGCAGCUUUCAUGUCUCAUGUCUCAUGAUGUCUGCUCCCCUAGACUUUACAGUCCAUGGAUUAUCUGAGUAACAGUGAAUCAGAUGUAGUUUCCUCAACAAAUCAAAUCCAAACUGUCUGGGUUUGUGUUUUGCAAACUGUAUUGUUUCAUGCUGCAAAGUAAUCACUACUUUAAUCUUAAAGUCAUUCACUUCCACAGUAUGGUUUCUUGAUUGAUCUCUUUUGUCUUCCAAGAUAUAAAAGUCUCUUUUCCUUACUUCCUGAGGGAUUGGCUGAUGGCUACCUAAUAUUACCAAAUUAACUCCCAGCUCAAGUUUUGCAACUCAUUUAACACAAAUAUGAAUUUAGUUUUUUCUCACAUGAAAAGGUUCCUGAUGGGCAGGCGACUCUCAAACCUGAGAUAUCAGAGCAUCCUUGAACCCACCGACCCCGUAUACAGCUCCAUCACCACACCACCAGAGCAUCUCUGUCAGUUCAAAUCCAUAUUAUAAUGAAAUCAUUGAGCUAAUGAAUGCCUGAGAGGUGGAGAAUAUGAACAACGCAUCAGUACGGUCCAUUCGACUGUGCUCCUUGUUGGAUUAAAGUUAGAGCCCCAACAUUCAAAUGCUGCCCUACUUACAAUGUUCACUCACAGAUUCAACACCUUAUCACACAGUCCCUUGCUGUUUGUGACGUUACUGGGAUCAGUCAUUAGCUCUACAUGCUGUGUCCAUUGGUUUGACUGUUACUGGCUCCAGAAUGACACGAAACCUGAACCUCAAAUGCCUCAAAAAGGUGGUUUGUGUUGGUAUGGUUCAUUUAUUGUAGUAUGCUUUCAACACCAGCAUGUUUGAAAGGACUAACUAAUGAACAGUUGCAGCAUUAAACAAUACAGUUUGCAAAACACAAACCCAGAUAGUUUGGAUUUGAUUUGUUGAGGAAACUAUAUCUGAUUCACUGUUACUCAGAUAAUCCACAGACCUCACUGUCUGCAGGGUUAGGCUUCUAGUCACCGCCUCCAUCUUUUACAGUGUGUUGGGACUCUUCAUGAUGAGACACGUGUGUCAUGUCUACUUUACAUGAGAGCAGAGGAAAGUGUUUGAAAGCUAGCCAAAGAGAUGUACUUCAGUUUGUGACAGUGGAUGAAAUGUACUCUUGGAUUUUAGAUGCCUGUUGUUUUACAUAAAGAUGUUUUAUUUUUAGAAGUGAAAUGUGAAACUGCAGACAGAAGUCAUAAUUCAGUGAGGAUGAAACGCCUGUAUGCAAAGAUAGAGAGCAAAGAGAACCUGAAACAUGUUAUUAGCAGUAUAAUAUAUAAUAAAAGUGUUUAAAUGCCA